Molecule: messenger RNA, 1372 nt
Organism: Pararge aegeria (speckled wood butterfly)
Lineage: Eukaryota; Metazoa; Arthropoda; Insecta; Lepidoptera; Nymphalidae
Exons: 5
Coding region: 67-909 (280 amino acids)
Source: RefSeq, a predicted model, not a curated record
UUAGAUUUCAUGUCAUUUUAGGAUUUUCCUACCGUAAGCUUACAAAAGCUUAGUCUUAAACUUAAAAUGUCAGCCGAUAAACGCAAGCGUUGUCCUAAUUUCAGCGAGGAUGAAAAGAUAAGAUUUUUGGGAAUAUUACACAGACAUGGGCAAGUAAUCUUAUCUAAAGUCACUUCACACGAUUUACAAACGAAUCGUCUAAAAGAAAAAGCUUGGAUAGAAAUUACGAAGGAUUUAAAUUCUUCCGGUACUGUCGUAAGCUUUAUUUAUUUCAGAACUACAGAUAAUCUAAAAAAACUAUGGCAAAAAAUGAAAACUGAUGCUAAAACAUACAAGUCUAAUGCCAUUGACCAAACAACGGGGACAGAGGGUGAGACAUCACAAAAAAUGGACGACCCGAUUCUUGAAUUGGUGGCACAGAUGACUAGUGGUGGCAGCUUUGGGAUAGAGUCAACUAAUGACUGUGACUAUGAGAACUCAUGUUCUUCCACUGCUGAUCAAUGCAAUGUUGGCAUCCCAAUUGCUACAGACAAGAUCAAAGAUGAAUUUGCUACUUAUUAUGAGGUCAGUACAGAGGAGGUGGAAAAAAUUACAUUCCAAACUCAAAAAAAAGACAUGUCAAAUUUAAAAAGACGCUGGCCACCCCUUUGCCAUAAUGCAAAUGAGCGUUCAAAAGUUAAAUCAUCACAUAUUCGUACAAAUAGUAGUUUAGCCAGUGAGCGGUUAAAAUGCGAAAGAGAAAAAAGAGAAUUAAUACAGCUACAGAAACAGCACAUGAUCGAACUGCAUGCGUUAAAACUUAAGCAAGUGAAAAUAAAAACACAAAUAAUGGAGGCUGUUUUAAAGAAAAUAUGUGGUGAAAAACCAGUUGAUCCUGGAUUAGUUAAGGCUCUCUCUGAAUCGAGUUAAUAGAAAUUUAUAAUAUGGUAACUCAACAAGUGUUGAAAUGCUUGAAGUAUUAAAAUAGAUUGCACCUAUAUUUUCUGUUUUAAAAAGAUUUUUUUUUUGAAAAAUGUUGGUGCAAUCAGAUCCAUGAUGAUGACAAGUAUAUGUAUACGGAGCAUUAUUUUUGGAGUGUUCAUACUAUUUAUGUAUGCUCUUUAUUUGUACUCCAAAAUUAAAAAGUAAAUAGACUCCUGACAGAAAAGGCGGCCUUAUCGCUAAGUAGAUAAUUCUGCCAGAAAAAAAUGAGGUGUAUACUAUUAAAACAUACAUACGAAAACUAUAUAUGAAUACAUACACCAGACACAUAAAGCAAUAAUAACAAUACAUAUAUAUUAAAAAAUAAUAAACAUAUAUUUUAGCAACCCUUGAAUACUUGUUAAGAGAGAUGAAAGUGAGUAAAUAAAUAAUAAUAGUUGUAAUUGUGAGA